CUGUACUUUUUGUUAGUCAUAUUUGUUAAAAUUAAUUCAAUCUAUUUAAAAAAUGUAAAAUUAAAAUGUACCUAGGUACGGUACCUACAUAUAUCAUAAAAAUUUAUCGUACAUAGCUAUUAUUCGAUAUCUAUAACGUUUAGGUCUUUCUACGCCCUAUUAUGUCCUUCAGUUUCCUAUUCGUAUUUUGACAUAUUGCCCGCUCCAUCUGCGAGGUGCAAGAUUGCAGAAGGUAAUUUAUUACAAAAUUUAAAUAUUAAAAAUUGUGUAAUCGCUGUAAAUAUGUCCGAUUCUCAGCUUUAUUGGAGCUGUAAAAGAUCAAUGGAAGAAGAACCAAUACCAUUGGGUAAGCUACCGAUGAGCAUCAUCGCCCCUCCUCUCCAUCCGUCGCAAGCACCUUCCGAUUGCUACCCAGUUUCUACAAUACCAGAUGAUGUUAAUGAGAUAGUUGAAAUACUAGAGCGCUCGGCAUCACUGCCAGAUUUUCUUCCUGAAUUAAAGAAAGAGCACUGCAUCUUAGCUUUCCAACACUCAUUUUAUGUAAUAUCAGGCGACAAUCAUGACACUUCAGACAUAAUGGAAGGAACUGAGGAUGAUCUCAACGCUCCAUCCACCUCAAAUGCAAAUACGAUGACCUCAUCAACAUCUACAGCAGUAGAUUGUGCGGGCCCACAGUCAGCAUUUAAUACUUAUUUUAUUCCCGGUGAUAUAGGACCAGCACCAUUCAGAAACAAAGAGGCUUCCGAGAAAAUGAUUGUUAUUAACAAUAAAAUAGAUGCGGCAAAAGAAGAUGAGAAUAUAAAAAUAAUAGAAAAAGAAGUGUACAGAUUACACAAUGAAGCCACACAUGCUUAUUUCAACCAUUUUUACGAAACUACGAUUGCUAAACUAAAGAUCGCUGAAGCCUUUCUGAACUUAGCUAUCAUCUGUGACUAUGAUCAAUUCGAUCGCAUCCGAAAACUGAUGCUUCGUACUUAUAUAUGUUUAGCCGACGCCUAUACUGAGAGCCGUCAGAUCAGUCAAUGUAUACUUAUCAAUCAAAGAAUCAACACAGAAUUUAGUGUGGAUGACGUAGUUAGAUAUAAAUUUUUAGAAUUUCAAAUUUUGACUGAAAAUUCUGAUGCUCCUGUGCCUGUUGAGCGACACGUAUAAGUUGGUAUUUGACUGCCGAAUAAUACAACUGUUGAAGGCAAAUUAUCUACUAACAAUGCACCAAAGUAGUGCAUUUUCAACUUGAGAGAUCAUCAAAUCAAAUAUCCGGAGCUGCGGACAACCGGG
Messenger RNA from Spodoptera littoralis (African cotton leafworm), 1278 nucleotides. The record is from the annotation of a GenBank genome assembly. Lineage: Eukaryota; Metazoa; Arthropoda; Insecta; Lepidoptera; Noctuidae.